AUGAAAGUUACUUCUGAAGUGGAGAUGAAGCAUCUAAUUAAAUUAAAUCAAUGUCGAAAAUCGACUCCUAUUUGCGUAACUUUAUUGAGAAAAAAUGUCCCCGAGGGUGAACACGAAGUUUCCGAUGAAGAGAAUCGUAAUGUAAAUGAUGUUUGGGAUACAAUUCAGAUUGUUCGUAAAAAUGAUGUGGUUAUUCCCGAGACCACUGCUACUCACCAUGAUCACACUGUUACGCACAGAAUUCUAUCGACAGUUGAAGACAACGAGAAUGAAAACGCAUUUACAAACGAGGAUUUGAUUGCUCUAUCCUGUAAAAGACCUGAAUCGGGUGGGAUCUUACAGGCCAGACCAAUCACUCCAAUCACUUCCAUUGAAAAUCCAAAGCUAAAGCAGAAUCCUGAUUGGAUUGAAAUCUCACUGGUAGACAACUCCAACAAGGAGAAUUUUGCUCCUUCCAACUGUUAUGCCACACCUAUUAAGGCUCCAAUCGAAUCCUUUGAUGCUUCGUUAGCUGAGGAGCUAAGUGCUAUACGAGAAAAACUGGAGAGACUGAGGAUAGAUAAGGAGAAGACUGAGAAGAUGCUGAAAGAAAGGGAUUCGAUACUGGAUAUGAAAAUGAAGGAGCUUGUACAAAGAGGGGAAGUGCAGAAGCAUCUUGAAAUAGAAGUUGAUAGAUUGUAUCGAUUAAAUGAGAUCAAAUUAUCUUGCAAGAGGAUUUCUCCACUUCGAUCAUUAAGAGAUAAGGAAAGAGAAAAUAAUACACAUGAAGAUCAAAACAAGGGAAAUAAGAGGGAUGAACAAAAAUGCGAAAGCCCAUUAUUGCAGAGUCCGAAAUCAGAACAAGAAGCAGGGAAUCGAAGUUGAUUUUACCAUAGAGGAAAUUGAGGGAUUUAAUCUCUAUCACUGAAUGGAUUUGUAGAAUAUUUGGUGCAAAGGAGCUUUGCAAUUGAGAAAUCCUUUUUCUUUUGUGCA
This is a messenger RNA of Olea europaea var. sylvestris, 972 nucleotides long. RefSeq lists its product as uncharacterized. The coding region runs from base 1 to 864 and encodes 287 amino acids. The transcript has 4 exons. NCBI's taxonomy places the organism in Eukaryota, Viridiplantae, Streptophyta, Magnoliopsida, Lamiales, Oleaceae. The record is from RefSeq and is a predicted model, not a curated record.